AUGGGCAGAAAAACACCCAGCAAGCAGCUGGCCACCAAGGCAGCCCACAAGAGCGUGCCAGCCACAGGUGGCAGGCAAAAGCCGCACCGCUAUCGGCCUGACACCUUGGCGCUGCGCGAGAUCCGACAUUACCAGAAGUCCACUGAGCUGCAUAUCUGCAAGCUGCCGUUUCAGCGGCUGGUGCGUGAGAUUGCACAGGAUUUCAAGACUGACCUGCACCCCUAG
Messenger RNA from Sorex fumeus (smoky shrew), 225 nucleotides. RefSeq names its product histone H3.3C-like. The record is from RefSeq and is a predicted model, not a curated record. Gene Ontology annotation, cellular component: nucleosome. The coding region runs from base 1 to 225 and encodes 74 amino acids. The transcript has a single exon. Gene Ontology annotation, molecular function: structural constituent of chromatin; DNA binding; protein heterodimerization activity. Lineage: Eukaryota; Metazoa; Chordata; Mammalia; Eulipotyphla; Soricidae.